Lycium ferocissimum is the source of this 2300-nucleotide messenger RNA. RefSeq names its product U-box domain-containing protein 38-like. NCBI's taxonomy places the organism in Eukaryota, Viridiplantae, Streptophyta, Magnoliopsida, Solanales, Solanaceae. Gene Ontology annotation, molecular function: ubiquitin-protein transferase activity; protein binding. The record is from RefSeq and is a predicted model, not a curated record. Gene Ontology annotation, biological process: protein ubiquitination. Bases 302 to 1975 code for a protein of 557 amino acids. The transcript has a single exon. Gene Ontology annotation, cellular component: cytoplasm; nucleus.
AAGGACAUGAAAUGGCACAGUGAGCUGGCUAAGUUAGACUAAAUCUGAAACCACUCAAGUGGCAACUUAAGUAAAUAACCAAAGAAGCAAGCCCUAAAAGCAUAGGAUACCAAACCAUUCGUAGACUCAGUUUGUUUACAACAACGUCAAUCUCAUCUCCAACUCUCUCAAAUAUCUGACCCAACUAAGACUGAAUCUCCUUAAAUUGAAUUUCAAAAAUCCCCACAUGAAUCUCCGACUUUUUCUCUUCUAUUUCAUCAUCAAUUAAAUCCAUUUGCAGCAAAACCUAUUUUCAUUCACCAUGUAUUCCCCUUUCAGAAAAGUUAAAAAGGGGGAAACGGAUGGACAUGGCAGAAGCAAAUCCAUGUGGAAAAUCUUCAGUUACAGGUCUUCUUCUUCCUCCUCCAAGUUUGAUAAAAAUGACCCACCAAAAGAACUCCUCUGCCCCAUUUAUGGGUCUUUAAUGUUUGAUCCAGUUGUGGUUUCCUCUGGCCAGACUUUCGAGCGCACUUCUGUUCAAGUCUGUAAGGAUUUAGGGUUCAAACCCGAACUUCCUAACGGCUUAAACCCUGAUUUCUCUAACGUGAUUCCAAAUUUAGCUUUGAGGACAACGAUUCUUAGCUGGUGUGAAAAGUCAGGUGCGGAGAAACCUCAGCCACCCAAUUACUACGCCGUUGAGUCCGUUGUUCGUGCUUCCAUGUCUUCUACUUCUUCUUCUGCUUCGACUACCAUCAAAGAAGAUCCUGGAAUACGGGUUUCCGAGAGGGAAUUGCUCAAGGGGGUUGCGGAAAAUCCACCUGUGCUUCUCUCUCACGCUGCCUCAGAACUGAAAUCAAAGAAUAAUCAUCAUUUUUACUCUCCUUCGAGCUCAGAAGAAUCUGUUAUCGCCAACAACUCACCGUUACUCCCUUUUACUACUCGUCCUUCCUGCUAUUCCUCUUCGUCAUCGCAAUCAACCUCGUCGGACGUUAUCUCAGAUGAGGUUCCAUCUUCUGUUUCCACAUCAUCGGAAGUUGAUUAUUAUGUUGCUCAGUUCAAGAAACAGGACGUUUAUGACCAGGAACAAGCUGUAAUUUCCUUAAGAAAAAGCACAAGAACAGACGAGGAAGCUAGGGUUUCACUGUGCACGCCGCGGCUUUUAUCGGCUCUCAAGCCGCUGUUACUCUCGAGGUACGCUGGAGUUCAAACAAACUCCGUUGCUGCAUUGGUCAACAUCUCGCUUGCAGAAGUCAACAAAGUGAAAAUCGUUAGGGCAGGGAUUACUCCUCUGUUAAUUGAUGUUUUAAAAGGCGGCUUCGAGGAAUCCCAGGAACACGCAGCCGGCGCGUUAUUCAGCUUGGCUUUAGAAGAUGACAACAAGACAGCUAUUGGAGUGUUAGGCGCGUUGCGGCCGUUGUUACACGCGCUGAGGUCGGGGACCGAGCGAACUCGUCAUGACUCAGCAUUGGCUCUUUAUCAUUUGACCUUAGUUCAAAGUAACCGAGUUAAGCUCGUUAAACUCGGGGCUGUGAAUACGCUUCUAGGAAUGCUCAAAACCCGCGAUAUGGCGGGGAGAGUUGUGUUGGUGGUGUGCAAUUUGGCGGUAUGUCAAGAGGGGAAAACAGCGUUGCUAGACUCAAACGGGGUGGAUGUACUGGUGGGGAUACUGAGAAAUGGGAAUGAAUUGGAGGAGUCGACUCGGGAGAAUUGCGUGGCAGCUCUAUACUCAUUGAGUCAUGGGAGUUUGAGGUUCAAGGGGUUAGCGAAAGAGGCGAAGGCAGUGGAAGUAUUGGAAAUGGUGGUGGAGGGAGGAAGCGAACGGGCAAGGGAGAAAGCGAAGAGGAUGUUGUAUGCAAUGCGAAGAAGGGUGAAGGGGGAGGAUGAGGAUGAGGAUGAAGAAGAGGUGGAUUGGGAAGGAGUAUUGGAAGGACGAGUCAGUCAGACUCGGUACCGAGUUGGAAGAACUACUCGCAAUCGCAACUCAACCGAGUUUUGAAUUAUGGUAAAAGUAAAAAAAAAGGUGUAAUUAUCAGUUAUUUUGGGGUUUGGGACUCUUUAUCAUGUUCAUGGUUAAAAUCUUCUUUUGACUAGCUUUUGAUUUGCUGAAUUGGGUACUAGCUCUUCUUUUCUUUGUUCUAGGUUUGAUUGUAGUUACUUAAGAAUGUAAUUUUGAUUACAAUUGUGAUUAUUAUGUAAAUAACCACUUAGAAUUUAAGGAGUGGAAAAUGUAAUUUUGGUUUAGAGUCUUUUUUAUUUUUAUAUAGUAUUGUACUUUGUAGUUUGUUGAACAGCGGCAAUCAAAGACGACUGAUUAGGACCAA